Molecule: messenger RNA, 1589 nt
Organism: Phasianus colchicus (ring-necked pheasant)
Lineage: Eukaryota; Metazoa; Chordata; Aves; Galliformes; Phasianidae
Gene: STBD1
Product: starch binding domain 1
Cellular component (GO): membrane
Molecular function (GO): glycogen binding; starch binding
Source: RefSeq, a predicted model, not a curated record
GCCUUAAAGCCGCGGUCGGGACGGGGAAGGAAGAAGCCCCACUGCCAGCGUCCGGCCAUGGCCCGCGACCGCGGUCCGCCCGUGCUGUGGCAGUCCCCGGCUUCUCCGCGCCUGCCUGCAGCCGCUCUGCCGGCAGAGGCCCGCGGCUGGGGCUGGUUGGGAGCGGGGCUGUGGCCGGCGCUGGUGGUGGGGCUCCUGGCUGCCCUGGUCGCCUGGUUCUGGUACGGCGGCAACGACGGACGGGGAGAGGAGAGCGGCGAGGCGGCCCCGGCGGUCCAGCAGGCGAGGAGAGAGGCGGAAGCUGCAGAGAGCCUUCUGGUGAGUAGUGAGGAAGUACUGCGGCAAGCAAAGGCUGCUGCUCUGUCCAGCCCUCAGAAAUCAGGAGAUGAUUUGACAGAGGCCCCAGGGAGUGAACUUAACCAUAUUCUGAGCGGUACGGCUUCCUGUAAAUCUCCAGAGACGGAGCAACUGCUGCCAAAGCAGUGUGUCACCUCCUCGGAGACUGAUGCUGGGUGGCAUCUGGCUGAUGCACGUGAUGGCCAGGGAGGAGACUCAAGACCACAGGUGGGACAGGCAGGUGAGGGAUGGUGUGUGAUGAACUUGGCAGGAGCCUCUGGUGAAGUUUGUAAGGACAGAAGUGAGGAGCAGCUGUGCCAGCCAGCCGAGAGCCGUGACUUGGACCAUGAAGAUUGGGAAGUUGUGUCUGAGCACCUGGACUGUGGGGAGGCUGGUCAGAAUGGCAGCAUGGAAGACUCAGACAGCAAAGAAUGGGAACAAGGAGACUGCUCUGAUGGGGACUUGAAAGCAAAGAGAGUUGCAGCAGUGCCCCCAAUGUUUCAAAACAUCCACGUGACUUUCCGUGUGCACUACAUCACACACUCUGCUGCUCAGCUGAUUGGUGUUACUGGUGACCAUGAGUGUCUUGGCCAGUGGCACAGUUACGUUCCCCUCAAGUAUGACAAGGAUGGCUUCUGGUCUGAGUCUGUUACCUUGCCGGUGGACACCAAAGUAGAGUGGAAAUUUAUCUUGGUGGAGAACGGGAAGGUCACACGUUGGGAGGAAUGCAGUAAUAGGACCCUAGUGACCGAACAUGAAGAUCAAAUCGCUCAUCAGUGGUGGGGAUACCACUGACUGGAUUUUGGAUGCUGCUUAUCUAAACCUGCUUAGAUUAAUCAGAGUCCCUAAACUUUCUCCCUCUUCAGUAGCAUACCUUCGUGACUGCGCCGCUCUGUAAGUCCCAUAUCAAAUCUGAUUAAACUGUGUGAGCAGUAGAUCUUGGUCGCCCCCCCUUAGGAAGUCACUUGGCAACCUGAGAAACCAACCUUGGCCAUCUUCUGAAGAUGUGCCAAGUGAGAGAUGAAGGCAUGAGCAGCAUUCUGAGCUGCUGCCUGUCUGUCUCUGAUCCUGGACUUGAGUUUGUGCUGCUUUGAGUGGGGCUAUGGGAUGCAUCUUUGUGCUGAUGGCUUAGGGCUUUAAAAGCAUACUAGGAAGCAUGGUUACCUACACUGUAAGAUGAACUUAAAUGUUUUAACUUAUGUAAUGUAUCAAGUAAGCAAUAAACACUUUCAGACUGAUGGUCCUUUAUAACA